Molecule: messenger RNA, 5799 nt
Organism: Drosophila biarmipes
Lineage: Eukaryota; Metazoa; Arthropoda; Insecta; Diptera; Drosophilidae
Gene: bon
Product: transcription intermediary factor 1-alpha
Exons: 10
Coding region: 707-4114 (1135 amino acids)
Biological process (GO): positive regulation of DNA-templated transcription
Cellular component (GO): nucleoplasm; chromatin
Molecular function (GO): zinc ion binding; ubiquitin-protein transferase activity; protein binding
Source: RefSeq, a predicted model, not a curated record
AUUGAAUCCAAAAUGGCUGAACAUUUUUUGUACAGAAGAAGCGUCCAACGAGAGCAAACGCCGUGAGACCGUGUGUUUUCGCAGCGAAUAACUGCAAUAAAACCGCAUUAAACGCGCCCUCGCAACGCGAAUUGACAAUUUAGACGCGCGUGCUGGCCAAAUGCCGCACAAAUCGCUGGAAAAAGUGUCGGCCAGACGGGAAAAUAGCGAAAUUCGAGCGAGCGCAGCGAACGUGUAUAUGUAAAGUAAAACGAAAGUUGUGGAUGUCGCUCUGCGAGAAAGAGAGGUCGAGUACAUAUAUACGUAUAUGUGUGUAUUUUUGCAAGCCGAGAAGUCGAAGGUGAAAUGAAAAUGCAUUAGCAUUCAAAAACAAAAAGACAAUUGUCAAUAAAAAUCAGCGAAAUUCGUUUGUGAAAAUCAUAUUUUGCACGCUCGUGUCGGUGUGUGUGUGUCUGCGCGCGCCCCUGUAUAGUGGUGUGUGUGUGUGUGACCAUUGGAAUGGAUUAACCAAACCAACUUAUUCCAAAACAAUAAACCGCACAACAUAACAAUAAUAACCAUGCUGUUCCAAGGAAACAGCUGGUGAUUAAACACUUGGUCGUCCAGUCAACCAAAAUCGGUUGCUAUAAUUAGCACGCCCACAUUAAAAAAAAGAAAACACCAAAAAAACACCGCCCACGCGGUAAAAUCUUAGGAUAUUGCCGACAUGGAUAUGGACUUGGAGCAGCUGAAGAACGACUUUUUGCCGCUGAUUGCCGGCAUCAAGCAGGAGCAACUGGACGCUGUGCCCACGGAUGCCCUGCCCCAGAUGAGGACGCCCAGCACGGACAGCGGAGUGCCCCCCACCUCGUCGAUGAGCUCCUCCUCGCUGAGCCUCAGCAAUCCCUGCGACAGCGCCGAGAAAAGGUCGGAGUCAAACUCAUCGGCAUCGGCCAAGUUCACCCUCUUCAAGUGCGUCUACUGUGCUCAGCUCCUCGGCUCCAACGAUCGGCCCAAGCUGCUGGAAUGCCUCCACGUGGCCUGUGCUCAAUGCGUGAGCACCAAGUUUUCGGAGCUGGACCGCUCACUCCCGCCACUGAUCCAUUGUCCGGUGUGCGACAAUGCCUCGCAGCAGGAGUUCAUCGUGGACAACCAGUUCCUGAUUGAGCAGUGCACCGCCGGUGACAGUGGUGAUGGAGUCGGCCUCAUGGGCUUGACGGGCGAGGGUCAAAAGGCUUCUGCCGCGGCGAGCAUCCAAUGCAGCAGCUGCUCCGACGGAGCGGUGGCCACCUCGUGGUGCGUUGACUGCUCGGAGUACAUUUGCGACAGCUGCGUGCAGGCCCAUCAGCGCCUGAAGAUCACCAAGGAUCACACGAUCAAGCCCAAGGACGAGGCCAACAACGAGCAGCUGGCCGGGGCUGCCGGCGUGGACAAACUACACAUGUGCCAGUUGCACACACAGGAGAAGCUAUCGCUAUUCUGCGAGACCUGCGACAAGCUUACCUGCCGCGAUUGCCAGCUCAGCGAUCAUCGGGAUCACAAAUACAAGUUCGCCCACGAGAUCGCCACGGAGUCGCGACAGGCGCUGUCCACACUCGUCUCCGAGAUUAACUACAAGCGGUUCCUUCUGUCCUCGGCCACCAAGGUGAUCGAUGACCGCCAGCAGCUGAUUCACGACAAGAAGAAGGACCUGAUUAAGGAGAUCACAGCCAUGGCGGUGAAGAUCACCAAUACGGUCAAUACGCGGGGCAAGCAGCUCAUCAUGCGAUUGAACGAGGUGUGCGACAGCAAACUCAAGGUGCUGGUGGAGAAGAAGGAGACGCUGCAGCUGCUGUCCGACAAUACGGACCACUGCAUUGACUUCAUGCAGAAUGCCCUGGAGAAGGGCAGCGACUUUGCCAUCCUCUCGAGCAAGAAGUCGCUGGUGCGUCACCUGCAGAAGCUCAAGUGCCAGCGGGCGGAUAUUCCCAAUCCAGAGAUUCCGGUGCGCAUACAGGUUCAGCUGAACCAGGUCUCCGAUCUGCAAAAGGUCAUCUCGCAGCUGGGCAUCAUCAUUGUGGACGGCAAACCAUAUCCGCCCACGCCCUCGCCCAACGGAACCCCACAGCCUCAGCACCCACCGCGCCAGCCGCCCAGCCCCAACAUGGCCCCUCCUCUGCGGCCCGGACUUCCGCCCGGAAUGCCAGCUGGCCUAUCGCCCAAUGGACCGCCCGUCAACUUUGGACCCCAGAACGGACCGCCUCUGUACAGCAACGCAGCCCAGCAGCAGUUCAACAAUCUGUCCAUGAGUCGCUCCUUUCCGGGCGACGGGCCAGGUAAGGUUCGCUUCGGGGGAAUGCCGCCAGUGGGCAUGCAGCGGCACGGCCAGCCGCACGUGAGCUCCUCGACGCAUCCGCAAAAUAUGGACAUCAGCCUGCGGGGCCUGCUGAACAACCAGGCGGCGCAGAGCCCCAACGCCCAUAUGGCAUUCAACGGGCCGCCCAGUUAUCCGGGCGGGCCGCAAGGAGCACCAGCGCCGGCCCACCAGUCGAUGGGCCCCCAGAUGCGUCCGCAUUUCAUGCCCGGCCAGCAGGGUUUCUCCCAGGGCGGUGGUCCAGGCGGCGGACCGCGGGACGCCAACUUCAUGAACAGCAACGCGCGCUUCCAGUCGCAGUAUCAGCGCAUGGCCAACCACGCCCAGCAGCAGGCGGCGGCAGCGGCGGCCAUGGCCGGAGCGGCGGGGGGCGGCGGCGGGCAGAUCCCCUCGCCGGGUGCACUGCAGCGACCCCCAAUGAUGUCGAAUCCCAUGCAGAAUGUGAGCGCCAUGCAGAAUUCGUUGGGGUUUCAUGGGAGCCAGGCUGGCUUUAAUGCCGGCCCACCGCAGACCUCCCCGCAGUUAGGCGGCGGCGGCAUGCACAGCCUGGCCAAGUGGCACAUCCCGCAAUCCGCGCAACAGUCGAACAUGUGUUCGCAGCAGGGUCCCCUUUUGCCUUUUGCGAAUGGCCGCCAGACAUCGGAAAAUUUUAAAAUCUCACUCAAAUCUCCAAACACGCUCAAGAACAGCACCCCGCCCAGCCUGGGGGGCGGUGGUGCAGGUCACCAGGGCCUCGGAAACGGCUCCUCCAGUGCCCAACUGAACGCAGCUGCCCUGGGAUUGGGGCCCGCUGUAUCGAUACUCUCAAAUGUCACCUCGACGAAUCCAAAGACGCCCAGUCCCAGCACCCAUGAGAACACCAAGGACUUCACCGAGCCCAUAGACAAGGUGCGGGAUGACUCGAUCAACGACCUGAUUGCCACCAUAGCCAAGUUGGACUCGAAUGGGGUGCAGGUGCUGCCGGAGGGUCGCACCAAGACCACCUCACCGCAGGUCCACAGCUCCACGGAUCUGUCCAACACACAGGAAGUUAAUAAUAAAAACGAACAAAAAGAUGAUCCCAACGAGGACUGGUGCGCCGUCUGCCUGGACGGAGGCGAGCUGAUGUGCUGCGACAAGUGUCCGAAGGUGUUCCAUCAGAACUGUCACAUCCCCGCGAUCAGCUCGCUACCGGACGAGAGCGAGAGCUGGCAGUGCCUGCUGUGCGUCAACCUGAAGGAGCUGACCAAGACGGAGGGCAGUGAGAAGGGCUCCUCCGGCGAGCUGAGUCCCGUCGAGCUGCGCAUCCUGCAGCGCAUCUGCCUGGAGCUGUAUUGCCAGUACGAGCAGAGCCUCAACUUCCGGGAGCCGGAGUCGCCAGCCAAUACAUCCUACUAUGAGAUUGUGUCCAGCCCCAUGUCGCUGGAUGUGAUCCGCACGCGCCUGGAUCCCUCCAGUCCCAAUCACUACAAGGACAUUGCCGGUUUCGUGUCCGACGUGCGUUUAAUCUUCUCCAACACAUACCUCUUCUAUCAGGAGGACACAAAAACUUACUCCAAUGCCAAAUACCUGGAGAACUUCUUCGAGGAGCAGCUGGCCAAGUGGCUGCCGCAGUUUGAGGGCGGCAAGCAGCUGGGUAAGGGCGGCAGCAGCUCCAACUCGCCGGCGCUUUUGGGCGUAAAUGCGACUGGCUCGCCGUCGCCCAUCGAGAAUGGACGGAAGAGCUGCGGCUCGGCAUCGCUGGGUGACAGCGAUUCUGGCUGCUUGCCGGCCAAGAGGGCGCGACGGUCGGGGCACGAAUAGAACGAGCUAAUGCCCGGGGGAAAGGGCACAGACGGGAAGCCGGUGGAGACGGACGAGCAACGCCGCCAGGAGGAGCAGCAACUGCCGGCGUUCUUGGAGGAGAUGGACUUGGAAAUGCCGCAACGGCCGCACAGCCUGGGCAGUAAUGUUAUACAGGAGAGCGCCGACUAUGUGCUUCAGCUUUUGCACGCUUACGCCGCCGCAUUCGGACUGUAGAAGCCGCCAAAGCUACUUGCCAACAUUCUUUCCUCUAAUGAGACUUCACUGCAAAUGGUGGCGAUCGACCCGUAGGCUUUCCCCCACUAUCAUGAGAGACACAAACACAUCUAAGCAGCUAGACCUAAAAAAAAAAAACAGAUGUGCCCUUUGAACUUCAGUGUUUGGACAUGUUAAGAAACUCACUUGUAAAUAGUAAAGCCAAGCAAGUCAUUUGAUAUGAUUUUAUUUAUACGUACAAUGGAAUAAAUUGAAUCCUUGGGCGAUCGAGAAUUGAAAUGAGAUAUGUUUAGCUAAAUUCUAAGUGUUGAAUAUCCAUAAACCUUGAUAUAAAUAUUACUAUAAAUAUGUAAACCUUUCUGUAGAGAACCACUAGAGAUUAAAGCUAGUUUGUAAGUGUUCAAGCUCGAGUGAAAUUGUCAUCCUAGUUUCACUGAUUUCUAUUUGAGAUAGACCCCAUUCUGACCCCUCUCCGUUGGAAUUGUAUUUACUUUUGUGAUAGCAAAAAACAAUAAGAUGAACAAACUACCCAUUAUUCAUUAAUAUUAUUAUUACCAUUAAAUUAAACGCUGUGGCGAAGUUCUACAUUAUUUUCGAAUUUGACAUGUACGAUAUUUAUUGACCGCUAACCAUCCCAUCAGUAGGACCUAAAGUAGGGCCCCCCAGCUCCUGCUCUUCCCCGAGAACAGCAUACAUUCGUAUACCACGUAAGAAGACACUUGAAAUAAGUUAGCUGCAUUCUAGCCGUCUAAGUUCCGCAGAUGAAUCAAACCCCUAGACUACGAGUAAGCAAAACAUUGAUGUUUGGAUGUUGUACGUUUGACGUAAUAGCAUACAGUAGCAAUAAGGAGUGACUAGCUCUAUUUAUUACCGAUCGAUCGGCGGGCCAAACGCCCGCAGGCGAUGUACAUACUGAUCUAUACAUAUUUCCGACACAGAAUCACCUUUUCAUAUACCCAUAUAUAUAUAUCUAACCGAGCGUGUACGUAGUUUUUUACGAUGCCGGAUUGAAACUAAAGUAAACCAAAUCAGCUAAGGUCGAUAUUUUCAUAAAUAUUUUCAAUGAACACGACACGAACAGAAUUCAAACUGGACAACUACAACAAAUAUUAUAAAACUAGAUGCUAAAACGUCUACAACCUACUCCUAACGGCGCCGGAAUAGGAACAAUAUAGGGGCGGAAGAAUAUUAAUGAAAUUAUAUAGCCAUGCAUAAGUGUUUGUACGAUGUUCCCAAUGGACGACAAUGUGUGCUAUCCUAUCAAGAAAAAAGAACAAGAAAAACAAAAGCUAAGUAGAUCAUGCAUAGCAGCUGCGAAUGUCUGUAUGUUGAAUGUGAAACUAUGGAAAUUAUUUUAUCUGUUUUAGCCGUAAGUUUUACGAUAACUAAAGAUUAACCACUGUAUAUGGAUGUACUACUUACUAUCGAGUGGAUUAUAAAAUAAUAAAAAACUUCAUGUACUGCUCUGA